Molecule: messenger RNA, 852 nt
Organism: Pseudogymnoascus verrucosus
Lineage: Eukaryota; Fungi; Ascomycota; Leotiomycetes; Thelebolales; Thelebolaceae
Exons: 1
Coding region: 1-852 (283 amino acids)
Molecular function (GO): methyltransferase activity
Source: RefSeq, a predicted model, not a curated record
AUGGCGCCAAAAACACCAUUCGAGCACUUCGAAGAAAUAGCACUCCGCUAUGAAACGACCAUGGGUGGUCUCAGCCGGGAGCUGUCUCGACACAUCAUCCGCGGUCCAGCAGCCUCCAUCAGCACCGAUUCAGUCGUGCUAGACAACGCCUGUGGCCCUGCCAUCGUAACAGAAGAGAUCCUCUUCGCCUUGCCCGUCUCCAAACCCCCUCCAACCAUCCACGCCGUCGACAUCAGCCCCGCCAUGAUUGGCGCCGCGCGCUCCAAAGCUGCCCUCGCCGCUCAUGCAGACCGCAUCCACCUCGCCGUCAUGCCGGCUGAGAAACUCACCUUCCCCGACGCGACUUUCUCCCACUCGAUCACCAACCUAGGCAUCUUCUUCUUCGCCGACGCCGCGCAGGGCGCGCGCGAAAUCUUCCGCACCCUCAAGCCGGGGGGCGUUGCCUUCCUAACCGUCUUCGCAGCUUUUCCGCAUCUGGAGCUCGUGCGCCGCGCGCAGGCUGCGGUAAGGCCCGACGAGCCGCCAUUUUUGAUUCCCGUCGACCCGGCAUGGUUUGAGACUGCGCAUAUCGAGGGCUUGCUGCGUAGCGCGGGCUUCGAGGAUGUAGUGAUUGGAGACACAGUGGGGCAUUACGGCGCACCAAAUGCGGAUGGGGUGGCAGAUAGGCUGUUAUCGCUCUUUGGGGCAGUUUUUGAGACGUGGAGUGCCGAGGAGAAAGUGGCCUUUGGGAGGGAGUUGAGGAAGAUAGUCCCGGGGGCGUUGGAGACUUUCCAGAGGGGGGUAGGAAUCACAGGUGAAGUUGAAGAGGUGGGGAUACCUAUGGGGACUUAUGUGGUAACCGCCAGGAAGUAA